Messenger RNA from Anastrepha obliqua, 2438 nucleotides. RefSeq names its product PRKCA-binding protein (gene PICK1). The transcript is spliced from 5 exons. Lineage: Eukaryota; Metazoa; Arthropoda; Insecta; Diptera; Tephritidae. Gene Ontology annotation, cellular component: postsynaptic early endosome; postsynaptic density; trans-Golgi network membrane. The coding region runs from base 97 to 1905 and encodes 602 amino acids. Gene Ontology annotation, biological process: positive regulation of receptor internalization; intracellular protein transport; regulation of Arp2/3 complex-mediated actin nucleation. Gene Ontology annotation, molecular function: phospholipid binding; protein kinase C binding; protein domain specific binding. The record is from RefSeq and is a predicted model, not a curated record.
UAGAAAGUAUGCACUAAUAUUUGCUCAAUAAAAUCUUAACAGCAAAUCAGCGGAACAGCAAAUUUAGAUUUAAUUCAUUAUUUAUAAUCUGCAACAAUGCUAACGGAUACAGACGACGAUUUCUUCUUUGAGGAGGAUAAAAUUAAAAGCUUAAGAUCGGACUCCACUGUCACACCACUAAUACCCGUCGAGAAUUCUACACGCUCGGAACAGCAGCAGCAGCAGCCACUGGAGCAACAGAGUGAGCUGAAUGUAGAUGAUGCCACAUUUGAUUUUGAACUAGAAUUAGUGACUGACAACGAACGGAAAGCGGCGUCUGCAUGUGAUGAUGCCGCGGCGACAAGUAUUGUUGUGCCCUUUUUAGGCGACCGUAUAAAUGAUUUCGAUAGGCAGAAAUUUGAGUUAGAGCGGCUGGGUAUGACAGUGACAACUAAUUCGGUGAUGAUCAACAAGGAUCAAAGCAACUUGAUAGGCAUCAGCAUUGGCGGCGGUGCCCCAUUGUGUCCCUGCCUUUACAUAGUGCAAGUUUUCGAUGGCACGCCAGCCGCGCGUGAAGGUUCCCUCCAGAGUGGUGAUGAACUGUUGGCGGUCAAUUCGGUCAGUGUGAAGGGCAAAACCAAGGUGGAGGUGGCCAAAAUGAUACAAGCACCCACUACAACCGUUACCAUACACUACAACAAGCUACAUGCUGAUCCCGAGCAAGGCAAAUCGUUGGACAUUAUACUUAAAAAAUUAAAGCAUCGCAUUGUGGAUAACAUGUCCAGCAAUACAGCGGAUACACUGGGACUCUCGCGCGCCAUCCUAUGCAAUGAUUCGUUGGUAAAGCGUCUGGAAGAACUUGAGGGUACCGAACUGAUGUACAAGGGUUUGGUGGAGCACGCACGACGCAUGCUUAAAGCCUAUUACGAUUUGCUGCAAACUUACAAAGCUUUUGGCGAUUGUUUCAGCCAGAUUAGUGCGCGUGAACCACAGCAGCGCGCUUCUGAGGCGUUUCGUAUGUUUGGCGAAUUCCAUAGGAAUUUGGAAAAGGAUGGCCUCAGCAUUAUAAAACAAAUCAAACCAGUGCUCUCUGACCUGGGUACGUACCUGAACAAGGCUAUACCGGACACUAAAUUGACGGUACGCCGUUAUGCAGAUGCAAAAUUCACUUACCUCUCCUACUGUCUGAAGGUGAAGGAAAUGGACGAUGAGGAGCAUAGCUUUGCAGCGCUGCAAGAACCGCUCUAUCGCGUUGAGACGGGCAACUAUGAAUACAGACUCAUUUUGCGUUGUCGUCAUAAUGCGCGCAAUAAAUUCGCCAAACUACGUACCGAUGUCUUGGAAAAGAUGGAGUUGCUGGAGUGCAAACAUGCCACAGAUCUGAAUCAGCAAUUGCGCUGCUUACUUGACAGUUUGGCGCAAUUGAAUCGUUCGGUGGUGGAGCGUAUGGACGCCUUGCCACCACUUUUCCCCAUCGAGGUUGACUUCAAAGAAACCGAUUUCCAAUAUAAGUCGAGCACUCUUAAACCGCAAGAUUUGGAUGAAGAAGAUGAGGAGACUAGCGUGCGCACUGAAGCGAAUACACUGCGUGCGACGAGUACGGAAGUUGUUUGCGGUCUAGAAGCUGUUGAAGCACCAGCGCCAGUGAUGAAUAUACAGCAAAAGGGAUCGAUUUUAGACAAUCUUGACUCGGCAAAUAAUCAAGGCGUCGAAAGUAAUGAAACCCUUUUAAAAGAGUUGGGUCUAUUCGGUGUUGAUCUUAUGUCAAAUCCACAAACUUUAACAAACCAGACAGAUUCAGUUGCCGCACAAAAUGGCUCUUACGAUUUUGAUUUGUUUCUAAAUCAAACUGCAGCAACAACCACGCAAUUGGAACAGGAUUUGAUGUCUGCGAAUGCACUGGAAACGGAUCUACUGUUGCAGUGAAUGUGUUGCAAGGUGAAGGAAAUGAGUUUUGCGAAAAAAAUAAUAAUAAAAAUAGUAUCAUACCUGAUUAAUAAAUGGUUAAUAAAAUACCAAUCAAUCGUGCAUCCCUUUCCAAGUCGGCUGCCAAAGUCACUUACGUUUGCUGCAGUACAAAUGAAUGUUUUGUCGAUGCCACAGGGAAUGGGUAAAUUGGGGUCUUGUAUUUAUGUAUGUAACUGUGUCGCCAUAGCUAUGCGGAAUACUAUUUGAAAAGUUACAUACAUUUUCGAAUAAGUUGAAUGGCCUUAAUUUUAUUCUGAACUCUGCGAGCGUCUAACAAAAAUAGUUCGCCAAUCUUCGAGAAAUUUGUGAGCAUACAACAAUCUGCAAUCUUCGUUCACACCUUUUAGAUAUAUCCAAUUCGCAGCGAAGCUCAAGUUGAGAAUCAGUUUAUUAUAAAUUAGAGAAUGAGCUAUGAAUUGAAUUGGAGAAUCAUUUUCAAAAAAUAUCUUUGUAGUUAGUUAUAAACUAAAAAUCAGGUUGAUAAAUAUAAU